This is a messenger RNA of Chelonoidis abingdonii (Abingdon island giant tortoise), 1107 nucleotides long. Lineage: Eukaryota; Metazoa; Chordata; Testudines; Testudinidae. The record is from RefSeq and is a predicted model, not a curated record.
CUCCAGAAGUUCCAGCAGAAGGCUCUGAAGCAAACUAAGCAGAAGAAAUCCAAGUCGGCUGAAUUUCUGAUGGUAAAAGAAGAGAGAGCAGCAACAGAAGGCAUUGAAAAUCCAGCUUUUAACAUCAGCAGCACAGAUCUUUCAGCAUAUCAGACUUCAGAAGAGAAAGUUAUUAGACAUGACAAGCUAGAUAGCACCCUUGCAGCUCACCAACAAAAACUCAGGCUGCAAGCCCAUGCUGAACCAAGAGGAAAUGAAUGCAGCAGAAAUUACUUUGACCCAGUGAUGGAUGAGGAAAUAAACCCAAGGCAGAGUGGGAUGGAGGUCAGUGGAGAAGUGCCUAUGAAUUUAGAUGAGAAAAUUCUCUAUGGUGAACUGAUGAAACUUCUAGAUGAAGAGAAUAAAAUGUUGGAAUAUCAAGCAGCCCAUGGCAUCUGUGAAGAUUUCUCAGACUCGGUAAUGCCUACCAGCUUCACUAAGACACUUGACCUUCGCAAGGAGGUUGAAGAUGAAGGGAUUCCUCCAUAUAUUGAACAGUUUGAGAAAGAUGUUCAGGAUGACAUAAUUCUGCUUGGCAGCUUUGCACUGGAACAGCCAAAAGAGAGAGAGGAGAUGAGAGAAAAGUUAGUUUGCUGGACUCAUGUUGUCAAAGGCCAGCCCCCCGAAACCCUACGGUCCCAAAACGGUAAAAAUAACACAGGGGGAAGUCCAGCACCACAGUGGGAGCUAUCCAGUUUAGUGCAAUGGAUGCGUGUGAGAAAGGUGGCAUACAUAUGCAUUCAGAGGAAGCAACUCCUGGCCCUCAGAGAUGGAGUACGGGCUCUUGAGACCAGAGUAGCUGAACUAGAAGAAGUAAGGGAAACUGAGAGGUACAUAGAAGAGGCGUUAAGAAACACAAUAAAGCAGUGCCUCCAGCCUGACAGCCUCUGUGCCGUUGAAGAGGAGGAAGGUCUUGGGGAAAGAGAACAUCAAGCUGCAGUGGAGGGAAAAAAUCCCAUUGUUGGGAACCUCCUUCCAAACCAUGUCAUGGGAUCUUCUUGCACUGUGGAUACCCCUCGAGAGGACGGAAUCCCGGUUAUUAGGAACAAACAGAAAUGGGGGAUUUGA